This is a messenger RNA of Nannochloropsis gaditana CCMP526, 1818 nucleotides long. RefSeq names its product tesmin tso1-like cxc domain-containing protein. The transcript has a single exon. Gene Ontology annotation, cellular component: nucleus. The record is from RefSeq and is a predicted model, not a curated record. The annotation marks the transcript as partial. Gene Ontology annotation, biological process: regulation of DNA-templated transcription.
CAGGAGGAGGAGGCGGAAGCACGCCCGGACGAUCAACGUGCGCCAUUCCAAGAGCCAGGACAAGGGGGCUCGGAGGCAGGCGCCGUAGUCCGGCAAGAGGGGUCGGAGGAGAGGGGGGAGAGGAUGCAGCCCUACGGCCAGCGCCAAGAGGCACCCCCAGUGGUCGCGUACACGGGCAGUGACGAGAAUGACGUGGAGGACUCUGAGGUGGCGCGGGCCACGAAAAAAGAGGACAUGGGACCAGGAAGUGACGCCGAGGAAGGGCAUGGAGAAGGUGUGGCGCUGGAUGGCUCGAGGGGGCCAGGAGCUGGGCAAGGCGCGGCGCCUCCACCCUCCUCCCUCUCGGUCCCCCGGCCCAUCAGCAGCACGCUCAGCAAGGGGGAAAGCAUGGGGCCCGUCAACGUGCUGUGGGACGCGCAGCAAACACAAGCGUCUGUGGCCCCCGCGGCCCCGCCUUCUCUGCCCGCCCGCUCCGCCACCGAUGACUCCGCCCCGCCCCUCCAAAGCGUACCCGGAGGAAGGCUCCUCAAGCCCGAGGUCGGGCUCCCGGUCGUCCCGUCCCAGGUGGCCUCCCUCCCGCCCUCAACAUCCUCUCAGGUCACACCCUCCCAGCCCCCCACCCUCCCCGCCUACGGCUCCAAUGUGACCACCAUGGACGGGGUGGCCCCCGGGUGCAACUGCAAACGCAGCCGGUGCCUGAAAUUGUACUGCCAGUGCUUCGCCGCCCAGGCGUUCUGCAUUCCCUCUUGCAAUUGUCAGAACUGUUUGAACACGGCAGGUCAGAACCAUCUGAGGGCGGAGGCAAUUCGGCAAAUCAUGGAGCGUAACCCCAACGCCUUCCAGACCAAGUUCCGGCCGAACGGAGAGGACGCUGUGCAUAAGAUGGGCUGCAAAUGCCGCAAGUCCGCCUGCCUAAAGAAAUACUGCGAGUGUUUCAACGCCGGGGCCCGGUGCUCCGACAAGUGUUCCUGCGUAGGCUGUCAGAAUGUGGCAGGCCUGGGGCGCCCCUACGAGGAAGCAGUUAUGGCGGCCCGUCGAGGGGCCACAGCGGCGCGGCAAGCGGCCCAGCAAGUGGGACAAAACCCGGCUUUGGCCACGCCCCAGCCCCACAUGAUGGCUUCCAUGGUAGCUGCUGCCCUGCGCCAGCAGCAACAGCAGCAGGUGCUGCCGGAGGUGACGGGGGAGGGAGUCGGCGGAGGCGGGGGUGUGAAGGAGCGUGGAUCCGGGGGGGGGGCUCCUCCCCGUCCUCCAAGCGCCGACGGAGCGGCAGCAGCGGGGCGGUCCCGGCGUUGGGAAGCAACCAGGGGCUCGCCGACCAACAAAUGCCCUUCUUUCACCGGUCGCUCAUGUCCCCAACCCCCACCAGUCAGCGGACGUCGCCCCUCCAAGGACAUCCGGCCCAGGCAGGGCAGCCGGACUUCUCCGCGCAGGGGCUCUUCUCCCUCCCUCCCGGCCUCCAACCCCACCACAGCCCGCAUCCAGGGCUCCUGCCCUUCUUCUCCCCUGGACAACCCGUGCCCCCGGGCUUCUUUGAGCAGCACGCCUUACUGGCCUCGCAAAACCUACAACAACACCAACAGCAACAACAGCAUCAGCAGCAUCAGCAGCAGCUGGAAUUCAUUCAGCGGCAACAGGCGCAAGCACAAGCGCAAUUUUUCCAGCAACUGGCUGCCCAACAGCAACAACAGCAGCAACAAAUGCAACAACAUCCCCUUCACCAGUCCCUCUCGCCCACGCAGCUCCUGUUGUUGCAAGCUCAGCAACAGCAGCAGCUCCUACAGCAACAGCAAGCGGCCGGAGGAGGGGGAGGAGCGGGAG